Capsicum annuum is the source of this 821-nucleotide messenger RNA. RefSeq lists its product as uncharacterized. The record is from RefSeq and is a predicted model, not a curated record. Bases 63 to 608 code for a protein of 181 amino acids. Lineage: Eukaryota; Viridiplantae; Streptophyta; Magnoliopsida; Solanales; Solanaceae. The transcript has a single exon.
UAACUAAAUUCAAAACAAACUAAAAUAACAACCUUUCAUUGCUCUAUCUCCAUUACUAAAAAAUGAAACUUCAACUCAAUCUUCAACACUCUAAUCUUCCAUUACUCCUUCAACUCAAGCACAAAUCACCUAUUAAAAAUCCAAGAUUUCCAUAUGUCAAAAGAGAAAUUUACCAGCUAGAAAAAAGUAGCAUAGUGAAACCAUUAGCUUCAAGAACAAAUCUUUGGCAUAGUGAGAUAUCUGAGUCUAUUGAAUUUUCAAGAACUGAAAUUUCCAAGAAAAUCUCAAAUCUUUUGGUGCUGGGAGCUGUUUCUGUUGGUGUGGUGUUGUUUUUGAUGGGGUUUGAUGAUAAUCAGGCAUUAGCUUUGGGUCCUGAAGGUCCAUUAAUGGAAGAAUUUUGGGAUAAUAUGAGAAGAUAUGGUCUUUAUGCAUUGACAGUUAGUACUGGAGUUCUUUGGGCUGUUUUUCAACCUAUUUAUGAACUUUUGAAGAACCCCAUUUCUGCUAUUUUGAUCUUGACUAUUAUGGGUGGAAGUGUUUACAUUGUGUCUCAGGUUGUAUCAGCUAUGGUUGGUAUUACUGAUUUUAGCUAUGAUUAUAACUAUUAGUUUGAGUUUUGUUUACGUAUAAAAUGGCCGGUGCACUAAAGCUUCCACUAUACCGGAUAAGAGUCUGUUUCCACGGCUUGAACCCGUGUUUAUGUAUAAUGCUCAAGUACAAUUAGUUUUAUAUAUUGGCUUAGACUACUUGUGCUGCAUUUAUGUUUUAGUGUACUUUCUUGAUUGUUGCACUGUUGAGAUAGUCAUAUUUGUGUGUGUGAA